ACGCGGCGGCUCCCAGGGUGCUCGGCGGCCGGCGGCGGGAGAUCUCCAUUAUCAUGGAAGCAGAAGGAGAGUUCUUGGGAGAAAAGAAGUUCAAGCAGUGUUGUGCAGAUUUUAUUAAACACUCCCAGAAGAUAGGUGACGGAUGGGAGUGGAAGCACUUAAAGGACUGCACUGAUGGCUACAUGUGCAAAAUCCAUUUCAGAAUGAAUGAUGGGACCACGGAGUCACAGCUAGAGACAACUUCCAGGGAACAGUCCCCCUCUACUCAAAUUGAGGAAGUCCUGGAAAUGCCCCCAGAUGAUUCUCAAGUGGCUGGGAUUGCUGCAGCAUCAGAAGUGAUUCGCUAUGAAUAUCAUGUCGUAUACUCCUGCAGCUAUCAAGCACCUGUGCUUUACUUUAGGGCAAGCUUUUUAGAUGGAAAACCCCUAACUCUGAAUGAAAUAUGGGAAAGAGUUCAUGAAUGCUACAGGACACGUGUUUUGCAGGAACCUUGGAACACUAUUACUCAACAGGAGCACCCAUUACUUGGACAACCAUUUUUUGUACUUCAUCCCUGCAGGACAAAUGAAUUUAUGACUUCUAUAUUAGCUAAUUCCCUAAAAGCCAACAGAAAUGUAAACUACAUCACAUCCUGGCUGAGUGUGGUAGGGCCAGUGGUGGGGCUGAAUCUUCCCCUGAGUUAUGCAAAAGCAACAUCCCAGCUGAAUGAAAAUACGGAUUGAACUAAUGAAGCAAAAGAAAACUCCAAGCAAGAUACUUGAGAUGAAUUCAGAGCACCACUUCCAGCUGACAUCAAACCGAGAGCACCAAAGUUCUGACUGGAUGUGGAAGCUGGUCGGUCUCACCUCACAGUGACCUUGGCUCUGGAUGUUUUCAUUCCUCUUUGGAAGCAAUGUGAUCAACUGUAUUUGUAAAUGGAGUCAUCAUCAGAAAAUACUGCAACCAUUGGAUUUGCCAGGAAUUGCAGUAAAACAUUUAGCAUUGGUCAGGGCAGAUGCCAUCAUAGUCCUUCCUAAUAUUUUCCUCUUUCUUCCUUUUCUUCUGGCAAGAGGGUGUUUUCUACCAGAAGUGAAAUUGAAGGCCCAUUUCCUCCUGCUUUUGUUUCUUGAUUUUUAAGGGGAGUGAAAAUUGGGACACAUGGUUUGUUCUUUCCUCAAACUGACAUGCUAGAUAGAGAUCAUGGCAUAUCAUGUGUCAUUCUGCUGCCCCAAAUGCCCAGACUUAGGAGAGAAGGCAUUUGUUUCCUUCUUUACUGUACCAAAGGUUUUGUUCCCCCCAUUUCCAAUUUCUAAUGUUUCCAGAUAACAGACACUUGACCAUCAAAGUAGGUAUCUUGAGUAGAUAUCAAAAAACACAAAUGUUUCAUGUUGUUCCAAGGGAAAUCAUGCAUUUCCACGGAAUCCAAUUCAGUAAUAGAUUCAGGCUGUUUUACGGGGCACUCAAGGAAUUAUUAAACUGUAGAUUGCAAUAAUACUAGAUUGUAAACUCCUCUGCAGACAGUCUUUCUCCUAAUGCAUAUUCUCAAGUGUCCAGUACUUUGCCCACUUUAGGUGUUCAAUAAAUGCUGUUGGUAAAGAUGAGAGAACCAAGA
This is a messenger RNA of Ornithorhynchus anatinus (platypus), 1591 nucleotides long. It is a transcript of the gene ATG10, whose product is annotated as autophagy related 10. Gene Ontology annotation, cellular component: intracellular anatomical structure. The transcript has 8 exons. Gene Ontology annotation, biological process: protein lipidation; macroautophagy; protein modification by small protein conjugation. Lineage: Eukaryota; Metazoa; Chordata; Mammalia; Monotremata; Ornithorhynchidae. Bases 54 to 722 code for a protein of 222 amino acids. Gene Ontology annotation, molecular function: Atg12 transferase activity. The record is from RefSeq and is a predicted model, not a curated record.